Messenger RNA from Malassezia japonica, 6714 nucleotides. RefSeq names its product calcium channel protein (gene CCH1). Bases 1 to 6714 code for a protein of 2237 amino acids. The transcript has a single exon. Gene Ontology annotation, biological process: calcium ion import across plasma membrane. The record is from RefSeq and is a predicted model, not a curated record. Lineage: Eukaryota; Fungi; Basidiomycota; Malasseziomycetes; Malasseziales; Malasseziaceae. Gene Ontology annotation, cellular component: voltage-gated calcium channel complex; membrane. Gene Ontology annotation, molecular function: high voltage-gated calcium channel activity.
AUGCGCGAGAGACCCCCUUCGGAGACGGCGUCGCCGCCGUCGUCCAAGGAGCCCAUCUCUGGCCUGGGCGUGUCUGCGCUGCCCGCCGACGAUGGCGGCGGGUGGGCGUCGCUUGCUUCGCCGCCCCGCCGGCCCAGUGUGGACCUCAGCACGCGGCCACCCACGCGGUGGUCGAGCGGCGACUCGCUGGCGAGUGCGUACGCGGCGGGCGAGGCAGACGACGCGUUUCCGCCGCUACGUACGCAUGCGCCGCUGGGGCGAUACGAAGAGGUGAACUUCGACCCGAACGACAUCACGGUGCAGGGCCAUGCUGUGGGCAUGCCGUGGCGCAGUUUCAGCUCGCUCCCCGAAAUGGACAGCGAUAGCAAGCGCUCAGGAUCUGUGCUGGGCGACGCAUUUGAUACCUACCUGCUGCCGAGAGAGGGCAUGGAUGCGGACGUGAACCUCGAUGACUACCAGGGUCCGACCGGCUGGACGCAGUACCUGCCGACCAGCGGCAUCGACGAAUACGACCGCGACGACGAGCAGCCGGACGACGAAGAGUCGCGCAAUCACAGCGAGGAAGCAGAGGAACGGCGCACGUCCCGCGCGCAAUUCUCCGACGUCUGGAACGGAUUCGCGCGCAGCGGCAAAGAGGCCAUUGCGCGAGCGAACGAGCGCAUUCGGCGCACCGGCGAGUCGCUCCCGUGGCGCCAGCAGGGCACACCAGAGGCGCAGUGGCUUCCAAUGGAGGACGCCGACGGCGAGACGGCCGAGGCACACGUUCAGGACGUGCGGCCCAUCCACGCGCAGCUGCGUGGCAAAUCACUCAUGCUGUUUGGGCCGACGCAUUCCAUCCGCUUGCUCUGCGCCAGGGUGCUCGAGACGUGGUGGGUCGAGCCGCUGAUCCUCGCGUUGAUCACCAUGAACCUCGUCGUGCUGAUUGUCUCGUCGAGCCGCGAUGUUGUUACGCACCCUUUGCGGCACGAUCUCUUGACCAACACAGAGUCCCUUAUUCUCCUUGGCGUAUUCUGUGUGUAUACCCUCGAGAUGGCUGCGCGGAUUAUUGUCUCGGGGCUGAUCAUCGACCCGCCCCCGUUUGACGAGCGGCGCCCGCGGAACGCCUCAACCGAAUCGCUCCCGAGCAAAGAGGCUGAGGAGGAUGUGACACCCGCGUACAUGGAGAGCAAUACCAUGCCGGUCAUUCGCCACUGGUGCGACAAAUUUUAUAUCUACUUUGUGCGCUUUGUGCGUCCGUACGGUACUGCACAGCGUGCGCACACCGCGGCGCGCCUCGCGGAAAUCAAGCCGACAGCAGGUGUAACGCGCGACGAAGUGUACGCCAAGCCUGCUGCACCGCCGGGGCACCUACCCGACAUGCCGUGGAACGCGCCGCGGAUGCACGAGCAGAGUGGGUGGCGCUCGGCCCUGAUGCGCUUCUUGGUCUCGGUGGCUCUGCGCUUCUCUAACGGCAUUACAGGCGAAAAGCGCGUGAUGGCGGAUCGCGCAUACCUGCGCCACAGCUGGAACCGCGUCGACGCAACGGCGAUCGUAUGCUACUGGGUCGCGGCGAUCCUUGAGCUGGCGCGUGCCGACGAAUAUCCCCACCGUCACAUUUACCUGUUCCGUGCGGUGAGUGUGCUGCGAUGCGCGCGCCUCCUCUCGCUGCCGGACGGUAUCGCGACAAUUCUCUUGUCGCUGAAGCGCGUCGCGCCGCUCUUGAUGCGCGUCGCCUACUUUAUCCUGUUCUUUAUGGUGCUCUUUGCGAUUAUCGGUAUCCAGAGCUUCAAGGGAUCCUACCGCCGCCAGUGCGUGUGGAUCGGCAGUCUGAACAACGAACCGAAUACCAACUUUACUCUCAACCAGCUUUGCGGCGGCUCGUAUGAUCCAAGCAAUCCAGACCAAACCAUCGGGCAUGUGCGGGCCGACUCGAUGCAGCCCUUGGAAAAGGCCAAAGGCUAUAUUUGCCCGUACGGCCAGCUAUGCAUGGAGCAGCCCACCAACCCGAGCAAUGACGUGCAGAGCUUUGACAACAUUUUUACCUCGUUCCUGCAGGUCGCGAUUGUCAUCUCGCUCAACGGCUGGAGCAAUACCAUGUACGAUAUGAUCGAUGCAGACUACUACACUGCCUGUAUCUUCUUUAUCUUUGGCAUCAUCCUGCUCAACUUUUGGCUUGCCAACUUGUUUGUCGCGGUCAUCUCGCACUCGUUUGCGUCACUCAGCGCACAGACAGAGCACAGUGCCUUUGCGGCUGUCGCGAUGCGCGGAGACCCGUCAGGAGCCCACAAGGAGGGCGAGAUUCCUCGCUCGCGCCGUUCGCGCCGCCGCGCCAUUGAGAUCUACAAGCGCGUUUGGGGUUGGACCAAGUACUUGUGGCUUGCGCUGAUCGUUACAAGUCUCGCGAUCCAAGGCUCGCAGAGCUCGUUCCAGGACAAAGCAGCACAGACCUGGCGCGACCGGGCAGAACGCUACCUCACCGUCGCGUUCGACGUGGAGAUCCUGCUGCGAUUUAUCGCGUACACGCUCGACGGAAAUCCGCGCACGUUCCUGCGCAAGAAGCACAACGUCCUCGACUUGUUCCUCGCAGUGAUCACGACCAUCAUUCAAGUGCCCCAGGUGCACAGCUCCAACUGGUAUCCCUGGCUGACCUUUUUCCAGCUCGCGCGGUUUUACCGAGUGAUUGCAGCAAUUCCCCGUAUGCGCGUGCUGCUUGUUCGUGUGCUCGGUUCAAUGGACUCGCUCUUUAACAUGAUGGCGUUCCUGCUCAUGGUCAUUUUUAUGGCUGCGCUCUUUUCUGUGCAGCUCUUCCGUGGCGACAUCCCUGAUGAGAACGAGGACGGAGAAGAGGAGGAAAUGACGUGGAAGCAUCUCUUCAACGGUUUCCUGGCCGUCUACCAAGUGUUUUCGUCCGAGAACUGGACUGAUCCGCUGAUGAAUGUACUCGGAAGCGAGCGCGACUACCACCAGGCAGUCAUUGCAGGGAUCUUUAUCGUGGGAUGGUUCCUUUUUGCCAACUUUAUCGUGCUGCAAAUGUUCAUUGCCGUCAUCAACGAAAACUUCCGUGUCGCGGAAGGUGACAAGUACAAGCGGCAGAUGGAGCAGUACCUAAAGCGCUCGGAGCCACGCAAGAUGUCGCGGCUUGCGCGUAUCAUGCAAAAGUUUAGUCCAUUCCGCGAAGUGCGCUCGUCCAAGACACUGCCACAGGCCGAGGCGCAGACCAUCGUUCCGCUCAACACCAUCGCGGGUCCACCGGCAGACGCCGACGACGACAAGAAGCAGCGCAGUCUGUUCUUGCAGCUCGUCACGCCCGAUCGUGCGGGGAUGGCUGUCGGCACACUGCAGCGUGUCUUGCGUCUCGAUAAGCCGCGCGAACACGCUCACCUCAAAGCACUGCAGGCACGUAUGCGCGGCGAGGUCGAGCCGGGACGCAACGAGCGGCGGCGUACUCUCUACGACUUUGAGCACGUCUACUACGACGAGGACGAACAGACGCGUCUCGCGGCUGGUCGCCAGACGCUGCAGGACAUGCGUACGGACCUCGGCUUGGUCGAUGAGUCGGCCGGGCAACAGCGCUUCCUCGAGGAUUAUGUCCAGCGCGCCGAGAAUGACCCCCGCAUCCAGAUGGCGCGCACAAUGGCCGAGCACCCGUGGUACGACCGAUCCUACUUUGUCUUUUCGAAUCGCAGCCCAAUCCGCCGUUUCUGCCAGAGCCUUACGCCCUGCUCGCACGGCGAGCGUGUGUUUGGGCGGCAAAUGUCGCGCGUGCGCAACUACAUCUUCCAGACAAUCAUCUUUGCAGCGAUUGUCGGUUCGGUUGUCGUUGCAGGCAUUGCGACGCCGGCCUACCGCAAAAAGUACUAUGGCGAGAAUGCGAUCAAGGACGGCGCGCAGGUCGGCUCGUGGUUCUCGGUGAUCGAGCUGAGUCUCUCGGUGAUUUUCGUGGCGGAAUUCUUUGUCAAAACGAUCGCCGAUGGCCUUGCCUUUACGCCGAACGCAUACGUGCUGAGCGUGUGGAACCUGCUGGAUAUGUUUGUGCUGAUCUCGCUGCUGAUCAAUGUCAUCAGUGAGCUGGCCGUGCCCGGUGGUGUGUCGCACUUUACGCGUGCGCUCAAAGCGUUCCGUGCGCUGCGUUUGAUCAAUCUGUCGUCGCUCAUGCGCGACACUUUCCAUGCAGUGAUGAUUGCCGGUGCCGGCCGUAUUCUGGACGCAGCACUGCUGGCACUCUUGUACAUUAUUCCCUACGCCGUCUGGGGACAGAAUCUGUUUGCCGGGCGGCUGUAUGGGUGCAACGACGAGUCUGAUUCGAUCCUGAACAAGCUCGACUGCCACGGCGAGUUUUCGUCGCAGCCGCUCAACUGGUCGUUCCUUGCGCCCCGUGUAUGGGCAAAUCCGAGCGAGGGAUCGCAGUACUCCUUUGACGACUUUAAGAGCUCGCUGUUGAUUCUCUUUGAGAUUGUGUCGCUCGAAGGCUGGAUCGAUGUCAUGACGCAAGCAAUGGCGAUUGUUGGCCGUGAUAAUCAGCCGCAGACCGACGCGGCGCAGCACAAUGCGAUCUUUUUCCUGAUCUAUAACUUGGUCGGUGCUGUGAGUGUUUUGACGCUGUUUGUGUCGGUGAUUAUCGAAAACUUCCAGCGCUACUCGGGUGCAGCGUUCCUUACGACCGAACAGCGCCAGUGGCUCGACCUCAAGCGGCAGCUGCAGCGGCAGACGGCGUCCAAGCGACCCAAGGUCAUGCCCAAAAACAAGUUUGUCAAGUGGUGUUUCCAGGCCGCGACGCAGAAGCAAGGUUGGUGGCUGCGGUCCAUGUCGAUGAUGCACCUCUCGAUUUUGGUCGUGCUCAUGACGCAGCAGUAUACCGAUCCUCCGUGGGCGGACACUGUGCGGAACACGAUCUACACGGUGCUGGCGCUGAUCUACUUCGUGGAUAUUGUUGUGCGCCUGAUCGGUCUUGGGUUCUCUGGUUUCCGUCGCAAUUUGUGGAACUGGUACGAUGUGCUGGUGAUGGCCGGCGUGCUCGGCACGAGUAUUCCGCUUGCGAUCCACCCCAAUGGCUCGCAAGUGCAUGCGCAGCUGCAAAAGAUCUUCUUGACCGGUGUCGCGCUGAAGCUGGUGCAGCGCAACGACUCGCUGAACCAGCUGUUCAAGACGGCCAUCGGCAGUGUGCCGGCCAUCUUUAGCUUGUUCCUCCUGUGGCUCACCAUGUUCUUUGUGUGGGGCAUCAUGCUCGUCGAGGUCUUUGGCCUGACGAAGUGGGGCGACAACGAAACGCACUCCAAGAACCUGAGCUCGCUGUGGGGCACGCUUGUCUUUUUGCUCAUGACAUCCACUGGCGAGGGAUGGAACUCGUACAUGCACGACUACACCGUGCAGUCGCCGCUUUGUACGCCUUCGAGCAACUAUCUCGAGUCGGACUGCGGCAGCAUGGAGUGGGCCUACUUCUUGUUCAUUACGUGGAACAUUAUCUCGAUGUUCAUCUUCCUGAACAUGUUUACGGGUACCGUGGUGGAGAACUUUUCGUACGUGUUCCAUCUGCAAGGCAGCACGGCACUAUCGCGCGAGCAGAUGCGGCUGUACAAGGACGCCUGGUCCAAGUUUGAUCCCGAGGGAUUCGGGUACAUCUCCAAAGAGCAGGUGGUCCCCUUCCUCUCGCAGCUCAUCGGCAUGUUCGAGGUCGGCCUCUACCCCCCCGAGGCGCGUAUCGACGCGCUGAUGGACAAGGCGCGCGUCGUGUCGAAUCCCAGCAGCGCGCCGUCGUCGCCAGGAAGCAGUCCCCGCCGUCGCUUCCGCCUGAGCCUUCCUCGUUCGCCCCGCUCGCCCCGCUCGCCCCGUUCCCCCCGUUCGCCGGCGAGCAGCCAGCGGCGGGGAAGCUCGGUGCACCAGUCGCCGAGCCUGAACGCCUACACAGCCGACAGCGUCUCGGGUACCGGGCACAUCGAGAGCGGCCUGAACCUCGACAAGCUCGAUUCCGCGCUCGCCGCGCUGGAUCCCGAGGAGUUGCGCCACCGCCGUGUGCGCCUCAAUCGCAUGUACCACGAAGCGAUCCUGUCGGACAAAGGCAAAGGCAUCUCGUUCACGGCGAUGCUCUUUGUGCUUGCCUACCACAAGAUGUGCUCGCGCCCGACCAACAUGGAGGUGUCCGAGUUUAUCGAGCGCCGGGCGCUCCUCGACAAGCUCGACAGCACGAUCAGUCUGGAGCGUGUGCGUGGGCUGCUGCGUACGGUCUACUUACGUCGCCGCUUCCUUGCGGCGCGUGCGAACCAGGAGCACAUCACGCGUGUCGCGAUGCGUGGCGACGAGCGCGGCUUCCCCUCGAUCACCGUCGAAGGCGACGUCGGCCGCACGCCCGAGCGCCCCCGCAUCUCGAUCGAUCCCACGUUUGGCCGCCUGGACGUGGAUGCACCACGCGCGACCGACGCGCUGCGCACGCCCACGUCGGGCUAUUCGGACUACUUUGGUGGCGACAUUGCCGAUGGCGCCAGCGACGUGCACCUCUCGCCAAUGUCCGUCUCGCCCGUGGCGCGCCGCCGCCUGUCCUUCCAGGACCCCAGCCUAAACCCCUUUGCGGACCAGAACCAUGGCCGCAACGCCGACGACCGCCCUCCCGGAAGCUCGUCGUCUGUGCAACCCCACCGCACCCCCUCCCCAUCGCGCGACAUGGGGGCGUGGAACUCCGUCAUGCGCCGUCUUUCGCCCGAGCGACCAGACAGCGUAUGGCCUAACGACCAUAGCGCGUAA